AUGUACAAUCACUUCACCGUCCUCUUCCUCGCUCUCUCGGUAGCCUCUGCCGUCCUUCUUGUGACCAUCGGUCAUCACCGAAGGCGUGCUAGUACCUUGCCGCCUGGUCCGCAAGGAUGGCCCCUGAUCGGUAACAUCUUCGAUAUGCCUACCACGCAACAGUGGAAGAGAUUCGCAGAAUGGGGCCAGAGAUGGGGUGACCUCAUGUCCAUAAGCUUGCUUGGACGACGCAUGGUAAUCAUCAAUUCGUCCCAAAUUGCCAUGGACCUAUUCGAGAAGCGGAGCUCGAUCUACUCUGCUCGGCCGACGUUCGUUGUUGCGGGAGAGAUGGUAGGCUGGGAUCGUAUAGGUUCUCAAGUGCAGUACGGUCCCAAGCUUAGGGAGACCCGUCGACUGUUUUCGCAAUUCAUCGGCACUCGCGAGAAGGUAGCAGAUCUUGCGCCUCUCUUCGAGGCGCAGACCCAUCGCUUCCUCUUGCGCACCCUUCGACGGCCUGAGAACUUGGUCGCACACAUCCGUCAGACCGCAGGCGCUAUAAUCCUCCUCCUCGCGUAUGGAUAUAAAGCGGAGGAGGACGAUGAUCCGUUCGUUCGCAUGGUGCACGUCGCGGUUUCCGAGGCGACAUUGGCUCUAUCUCCCGCCGCGUUUCUUGUCGAUGUCUUCCCGUACAUCAAAUACGUCCCUUCGUGGGUGCCGGGCCUCUCGUGGAAGAAGCGCGCAAAGUCGAUGGCAAAGAACGUGUCCGUCAUGUGCAAUAUGCCAUUCGACUUUGUUGAGCAGCAGAUGGCAGCUGGAACUGCAAUCCCUAGCUUCACCUCUCGUCAGCUUGAGCACAACCUGAGCCCGGAACGCAAGCAGCUCAUCAAGGAUGCAGCGGCAUCACUUUACAUCGGCGGGUCCGACACUACGGUGUCAUUGCUAUCCUCUUUCUUCUUGGCCAUGAUGUGCUAUCCUGAGGUGCAAAAGAAGGCGCAGAUGGAAAUCGACACAGUAGUAGGCACUGAUCGGCUUCCAACCCUUGCCGAUCGAGAUAACCUGCCAUACGUGAAUGCGUUAUGCUUGGAGGUGAUGCGCUGGAAUCCUACGGCUCCUAUAGGUUUCCCUCACGUGCUUAGUGAGGAUGACUACUAUGGAGAGUUUUUCUUCUCGAAGGGCACGGCAUUCAUUGCCAAUAUAUGGCAAUUCUUGCACGAUACGCGGACAUACUCUAGUCCAUCCGAGUUCAUGCCCGAACGAUACCUUCCUGCUCAGGAUAAAGUUCCCGAACAAGAUCCUCGUGCAUUUGUUUUCGGUUUCGGGAGACGGAGUUGCCCGGGCCUUCAAUUUGCAGACGCGUCGAUCUUCGUCUCUUGCGCCAUGUCCUUGGCCGUUUUUGAGAUUUUCAAACCUGUCGUCGAUGGCGUAGUAGUUGAACCAACUAUCGAAUGCACCAGUGGCGUUAUCAGUCACCCAGUGCCGUUUGAGUACAGCGUCAAGCCCCGAUCUGCAAAAGCUGAAUCCCUCAUUCUGAACGCCGAGCUUAUCCGUUAG
This is a messenger RNA of Laetiporus sulphureus 93-53, 1530 nucleotides long. Its product is annotated as cytochrome P450. Gene Ontology annotation, molecular function: heme binding; monooxygenase activity; iron ion binding. Lineage: Eukaryota; Fungi; Basidiomycota; Agaricomycetes; Polyporales; Laetiporaceae. The transcript is spliced from 11 exons. The record is from RefSeq and is a predicted model, not a curated record. Bases 1 to 1530 code for a protein of 509 amino acids.